This is a messenger RNA of Rosa rugosa (rugosa rose), 1024 nucleotides long. RefSeq lists its product as uncharacterized. Bases 568 to 942 code for a protein of 124 amino acids. The transcript is spliced from 2 exons. Lineage: Eukaryota; Viridiplantae; Streptophyta; Magnoliopsida; Rosales; Rosaceae. The record is from RefSeq and is a predicted model, not a curated record.
GCCCAUUUUAACUUCCUCAAAAAAGUUAGGCCCUUCAAAUGUUUUGGUUUCAAAGGCAAUAGCUCGCCGACUUGGUCUACAAGCUGCAGUGCUUCAAAGUGGAAGGAGAUUCAAAGUUGCUUAUUAAUUGUAUCUACAAGAAGAUUGGUAUUCCCUAGCGUAUACGAGUUCUUGUCCAUGAUAUCAAACAUCUGGUUGUUCAAUUCUAGGAUAUUGAAUUCAGGCGAGAGUUGCAGAUGUUCUAGUUAAUUUAGUCCACUCAGUUAAUACUGCAAGCUGACAUCAAGGUCUUCCUCCUAAUGCUUUUAAAUUUGAUUUUCAAGGAGUAGGUUCACCAAGUUGUAUUAAGAGUUUUAGUCUGUAGUUUUUUUUUCGCAUACAAAAAAAAAACAUAAUUAAAUUUUUUUUUUAAAAUUUACUAACGAAACAAAUAAUCCGAAAAAUCAACGAUUCGAGUUAUUAGAAUUCAUUGUAAUUAUCGAAUCGAUGAGGUCCACACUUGAGUUGUUCCUGUAAGGGUGUGGAUAUGAUAUAUUAGCAUAUGUGUGCCCUGGUUAAAGUAACCGAAUGGAAAUGGAGUCCGUAUUUGCUGCAGGAGCAGGAGCAGGAGCAUCCCAAUUGCUCCGUCCCAGGGUCGCACCUCAGAUUCCCAUCGCUCUCAAACUGAGCGCCGCCGCCGAUAAAGCGCCUUUUGAUUUCAGGUUCAAGAAGAACGUUUUAAAUUUGCAAAUAAGGGAAAGAUGGCAAGCUGUGUCUGCAUCAAAAUCUAACCUUCCAGAUGGGGAUUCCAUCGAAGAUAAAUCAGGCAGGGUUAAAAGUGGUGAUGCUCCCCAAGGCCCUCCUUUCCUUACCAUCUUGGCUGGAUUUCUAGUCCUUUUACUGGUAUUCUGGAUUCUUGGAUCAAUUCUAAUGUGGUUGAUUAGUUUCUUUGUUCGGAACUAGGGGACUAUCUUUAUUAACUUUUGUCUUUAAGCAUGUACUCAUCUAGAAUUAUCAUCAAUGAAGACGCUCUAUUUUAUUUCAA